Molecule: messenger RNA, 270 nt
Organism: Spirometra erinaceieuropaei
Lineage: Eukaryota; Metazoa; Platyhelminthes; Cestoda; Diphyllobothriidea; Diphyllobothriidae
Source: the annotation of a GenBank genome assembly
AUGGACAUCCCUGCACUCAUCAAGAUCCGCUUCUACGAACAAGGCCAAUUGGAGGAGAUGAGUGUCGGCUACACCUUCUUCUGGAGCGGUCGUUCCAGGACAGGGCGACGGAGCACGGGCAUUGCCUUUGCCGUUUGGAACGACAGCGUGGGACGACUGCUGUUUGCCGCAGGGUACCAACGAUCGCCAGAUGAGUCUCCGCCGGCCUCUCCAGAGAGGCAAAUUCGCCACCAUCGUCAGUGUCUACGCUCCCCCGAUAACCAACCCUGA